CAGAAACAUAUGAAUGGGGAAAAAAAGGAUGAUAAUCAGCAGAAAGAGUUCCCGAAUAUUGUAUCCGUGGAUCCAAAGAGAGUAGCUAACUAUGUACAUAAACCAGUUAUUAAAUCAAAGAAUUCUGCAGAACAAAAGGAAAUUGAAAUGCCUUCAUCUGAGAGUCCUGCAUCUCUUGAGAUAGUGAGAUGUGCUGAAAGAAUAUCAGAAGGAGAUGUUACUCAGGAGCAUAUAUAUAGUGGAAGUUCACCUGAUCUUCAGGAGUCAACACUAGAAAAAAGGGAAAUGUUAAACUUUGAGAAAGGAAUCUCCCCCAAUAAUUUCUGUCCAAAAAAAAAGAAUAUUCAAAGUAUACAUCUAAGCCAGUCCCCUGAAACAACUGUUAAAAAGUUAACAUUUGGAAAUAAAAGUUUCUCACCAGUUUUAACUGAAACAUCUUUGGUAAGAAUACUAAACUUAACAACAUAUAAAACAGUCAGUGGAAAACAUGCAAAGGGAUCUGUAUCUGAAACACAUAAUAAUAAUAAUGAAGAUUCAAGUUUCAAACAUCGCUUUCCAGACACUGUUUCUAUUAAAGCAAAACUACAAGAUACCGAUAAACCUAUUACCAAAAGUAAAGAAGAGGAUUGUGUACGACCAUCUCCACUGUCAGAUUCCAGUGGAAGUAAAGUACAGUCUUGGAGUGAAGAACCUUGUGGCCCCAUACAUGCAUCAGGACCGACUAUACAAACGUUACACAAACGAAGGUACCACAGUGAUACAGAAAGCAAUUCUGAUGAAGUAGAAUCAGGUAAAGAGGAGGAAAAGAAAAGAAGCAGAAGAACAAAGUUACAGCCUAGAAAAUUAUUUAAAACAGGUGAUGCUGUUACUUACAGAGGUUAGUUAAACAUAUCUACUCUAUCUGUAAAUGAUCUGUCUGUUUUGGAUGGGGAAUUCUGGGAACCUGGUUGUUCAGCUAUCAGUGUGGGUCAGAAGCUCCAAAAAGAAUUUACUAAGAGAAUCGAGAGCCGCUCACGGAAAAUGGAUCAUUUUACUAAGCAGUCAUUAAGAGCUGCCCAUGAGCAUUUGACAACAAUGAAUUACCAGCUUCAUGAAUGCAGGAUCAGGCAGCUGGACAAGUUUCAUUUUGCUCUCCUUGAGGAACUUGAGAACUUUGAAAAAGAUUCUCUAUCCCUGAAAAACAUGGAAAAAGAAUUCUUGACCUUUUGGAAAAAACAUACACAUACUUUCAGUACAUACAUGAAAAACGAGCAACAGAGAAUUCAGAUUCUUAAAACUUCAUUUGAAAAGAACAUCUACCACUCUGUGGACUAUGAAGAACAUAUUUUUACUUCAGAGAUGCAUCUGAUGAAAGAAGACAUAAAAGGACUCGAAGAGAAACUUCUUAAAGAAAUGCAAGAAGAGGAACUGUGUAACGUUCGCAGAGGACUGCAGACGUUGUUUCAAUCGGGAGACAGAAUUCUGAAGUAA
Messenger RNA from Antrostomus carolinensis (chuck-will's-widow), 1470 nucleotides. RefSeq names its product synaptonemal complex protein 2-like. Lineage: Eukaryota; Metazoa; Chordata; Aves; Caprimulgiformes; Caprimulgidae. Gene Ontology annotation, biological process: mitotic G1 phase; male meiotic nuclear division; female meiotic nuclear division. The annotation marks the transcript as partial. The record is from RefSeq and is a predicted model, not a curated record. Gene Ontology annotation, cellular component: lateral element; condensed chromosome, centromeric region. The transcript is spliced from 12 exons.